Molecule: messenger RNA, 2912 nt
Organism: Microplitis mediator
Lineage: Eukaryota; Metazoa; Arthropoda; Insecta; Hymenoptera; Braconidae
Gene: mtTFB2
Product: dimethyladenosine transferase 2, mitochondrial
Exons: 7
Coding region: 229-1494 (421 amino acids)
Biological process (GO): rRNA methylation; transcription initiation at mitochondrial promoter
Cellular component (GO): mitochondrial matrix
Molecular function (GO): rRNA (adenine-N6,N6-)-dimethyltransferase activity; mitochondrial transcription factor activity
Source: RefSeq, a predicted model, not a curated record
CUAUCUGUAAUAUAAACAAAUAUAAUUACUAUUUAAUAAUUCCAAGUUAUUGUAAUCUUGUAACGUACUAGGAUUGUUUUAUAAAUAAGCGUCAAAAACAGCACGAAGAAUUUAUGAGUGACAGACAACUUUUAAAAAAGGCGAAUGUCAACAAGUAAUUUAAAAUUAUUGCACAUGUUUGGUAAAUGUUAUAAUAUAUAAAUAAUAAUAAAUAAAAGCUAUGAUAAAAUGUCAGUGAAGAGUAAAACUAAUAUGAUCUUCCGAAUGUUUGUUACACGAAUAAAACAGCCACCAGAAACUGAAGUUGGUUUAUUUAACGUUGACGUUUAUACAAAAACAUCACAACCGCAAAACCUACCUUGUUACAGUGAUACAGAUUUAGAUAUUAAUAAAAAUGACAAUUCAGAUGAAAACACAUUAAACGAAAAAAUUGCUGGCAAUAAAAAGGUUAUCCAGGCACUGAUUGAUACAGGUGAUGUUGAUUUGAAUUACAUUCCACGAGAAUGUUUAAAAAAAGUACGUGUUCCUCAAUCCCUACAUUUAUUGAAUAAAACUACCGCUAAAGAGUUUUCAUCCAUGAUUGUAAAUGAUGUAAAACCAAAUAUACCUGUGCUGGAGAUGAAUCCUGGUCCUGGAUUUUUAACUGAAGAAUUACUUAGAAAUGGUGUAUCUCGGGUUUAUUUAUAUGAAAGACUUCGUAAGUUUGAUUGGUACCUCGAUCCUCUUGUAAAAAAAUAUGGCAAUCGAGUGGAGGUACGGCACCACAAUAUUUUAAGUUUACAGUAUAUUGAAAUAACGGACUUAAAAGCAGGGAAUACAAAUAUGCAAAAAAUUUUUGAGGGAAUUGAAAAGAAACAAUGGCAUGAAGAACCUGCGAUGCAAAUUGUUGGAGCAGUAUCUAACGGUCAAUUUUUAAGUUACUUACCAUAUUCAAUGUUGAUGCGAUAUUUGUCUGAUUUCGGACGUGUCAUUUUAUAUAUUGCUACUCGUCCAUCAGUUGCUAAAGGCUUUGAGGAUAAUCCUGAUAACACAUUUCACAGAGCAAAAAAUGUAUUUCUCCGAACAUUUUUCGAUUUUAAAUUUCUUGGGUCAUUACCAAGAGAAUCAUUUUACCCAUUUAAUAUGGCAGUGAGCUCGAAUCGACAUAAUUACAUUCAUUAUCUUGAAGACAAUGAAAAGAUGUCUGUGAUACGAUUAGAAUCUAAAAAAGACUUAAUCUCAGAUAGUUUUACCAAACAUGAUGCUAUUAUAUAUUUUUAUUUUUUGAAAUUAAAUUUGAGGCGACGCGAUUCACGUAUUAUUCCAUCAUUAGAAAAAUGGAUUCCUGGAUGUGGACGACAAUUAAUAAGACACAAUUUAAAUAUCCACACUAGAUUUGCUGAGUUGACAUCAUUUCAGUUAUUUAUGUUAUUUAAAAUAGUCAAAUCUUGGCCUCAGUUUGAAACAAGUUCAUUUUUAGAAUUUGUAAAACCUUAUUUAGAAAAAGAAACGUAGCAGUAUUUAUAAUUUCGUUUCAUUAUUAUUACUUAAAUUAUUGUAACUACUGUUAAAAAGAAGUCAUGUAAAUAUUUAUUGUUUAUAAAAAUAUUUUAAAUCACAAUUGUUGAUCAAUUAACUGUUGUAUAAAUUUAUUUAUAUUUAUACUUAGUUAAAAAUCUCUCAUACAGAUAACUCAUAUUUUAUUUUAUCUCCAUAAAAUAUAAAUGUGAACUUUAAACUCGCAUUUAAUCUAACUCUUCAUAGUCGCUCUUAACGAUAUAUUUGUUUCAAGGAUUUGAUGGUAUUCAAAACAAGCAAAAAAAAUAAAUUAAAUAAAACGUUGAAGGUUUUCAAUGCUAAUGACGACUUUCUAAAAAUAUAUACAAUAACUUGGGAUUUCCGAGCAUCACUUUUUAAUUUUUUACAUUAUUAACAAGACGUUUGUACGAAGUUGUUUCUCUAUAAUGAUAAAAAAAGUGUUUGUAUUUAUUUCUCUCUUUAAUUUUUCUUUGAAUCAAGAUAUCGUUUUUCCCGGUGAUGAAAUUCAAAUGAAAAUGAAAAUUAAAAUUAAUAAUACCACUACAACAACUCCUACAUCUGCAAUUAAUGUUAUUACCAGUACCCCUGCUACGACUAGUGAAAAACAAUUAGACAAGUGCCCAGUAAACAUGACCAUCAUUGAGGAUAACGGAGAAUAUAUUUGUGAAUGCGUAUCAGGAUAUCUUUAUUACCCGCCUUUGGACGGUUGCUUCCAACCCUACACCCGAGGUCCUUGUACAUCAGGAAAUUAUUUAGCUAUCAGUCCUGGUACGUUUACAGCCGAGUGCUUGGAAAAUCCCUGCGAAGAAGGCUCUGUUAUGUACCAAAAUAAAUGUCACAAGCUUUUGAAAUCCGGCCCACCAUGUAAUGGAGGUGAAACCCUGAUUGUCAAUGAAGAAAACUAUGAGAUAAACUGUCAAGAAGUCAUUCCAGUCGUCUAUCAAGUGAUAAUGGCUCCAGUAAGACGUUGUGCGCCUGGUUCACGUAUGGCCGCUCAUGGAAUAUGCCGACAACUUUUAUAAUAUUUUGUUAUUUAUCAAUAACUCUGGUAUAUUUUAUUGAACUAAAUAAUAAUUAUCUAUAUUUAUUUGUGUGUUUACAUUAAAUAAGAUGGACAAAUUUAUUAUCUUUACGCAAUCACUUACACGCUCGAAUCGACGAUUGGAAAGUUCAAGGACAUGUAUCUUUGAGACGUUCAAAUAUAAAUUUAAGUAUUUUUAAUAAUAAUCAUAUGAAUCUUUAAUUUUAAUUUAAAGAAAAAAGAUUAUAAUUAAAAUUAACGAUAAAAAUUUAAGUUAUACUUUAACACCAACAGGCUUUGACUUUGUUUUGUAAAUAUUUAUUUUUUAUACAUGGAUUAAAAUAAAAAAAGUCCUUUUUCCGAUUUACCGUUA